AUGAAUCCUGACCAUAAAAUAUACGAACACUUUGAUAUAAAUUUGAAUAACAAUAAUACAAUCGAAAAUAAAGUAGAAUUUUCAAGUAUUAAAUCAUUGCAUCGUCAAGUAACAUGGGAUAUUAGUUUAAUGCUGAGAAAUCUACAACAGUCCAAGUAUCAUUUGAUCACUUUAGUCAUAAUGACUCUAGAAAAUCAGGAAAAUGAUACCCCAAAUGAUGGUUCUAAUUCAGAUGAUGUCGACUUUUCUGAUCAACUGAUAUCUUAUGCUGCUGAUACAAAUGAUGACGGAACAACUCAGAAUGUACCAACUGAUGGCUAUAAUGAACUUGACCAAGUUUUCAAAAUUGCAAAUAUCAGUAAUGAUGAAGAUGGUGGUGAUAAUGAUAAUAUCGAAGUGUUCGAUGGUGGAAGUGAACUCUUUUUCAUUCAAAAGAGUAACUUAAGAUUACCUAGAAUUUUAAAUAUCGAUGAUGAUAUACUCCACCAAAACACACAAAUAAUACUGAACACGAAAACAGCAGAAAUUAUGCAAUUAGAAAGAAAUUAUUUACCUAAAAAGCGUUUGGCACCUCGAUCGUUCUUGGGUGAAUCAGUAAAAUAUAGUAGUCAGCCACAGUCAUGUCCAAGUUUUUUAGAUCGAAAUCAUCGUGAAACUAAGUGUUGCUUAUUUCGGUAUACACUGAAUAAGUUACAAAUGGAUCAAAAUGACAAACUACGGUUUAUUAUAUUUCCUCAUCACUUACCGAUGAAACAUGUGUCAUGGAAGAUGUAUCGGACUCUACAUGCCAACUGA
Molecule: messenger RNA, 795 nt
Organism: Heterobilharzia americana
Lineage: Eukaryota; Metazoa; Platyhelminthes; Trematoda; Strigeidida; Schistosomatidae
Source: the annotation of a GenBank genome assembly